This is a messenger RNA of Benincasa hispida (wax gourd), 2116 nucleotides long. RefSeq names its product phosphofructokinase 5 (gene PFK5). The record is from RefSeq and is a predicted model, not a curated record. NCBI's taxonomy places the organism in Eukaryota, Viridiplantae, Streptophyta, Magnoliopsida, Cucurbitales, Cucurbitaceae. Gene Ontology annotation, molecular function: 6-phosphofructokinase activity; ATP binding. Gene Ontology annotation, biological process: fructose 6-phosphate metabolic process; glycolytic process.
UUUGUUCAAAGUUUAGUUCGUAUCGGACUCGGAGUUCGUCUUCUCCUUUUCAUACUGAGAAACCAAUUUCUGUAUAUUACAUACCCAACUCUCUCAUCAUCGUCUCGCCAGUGCUUCUUCUUCUUCGAUUUGAUUUGGACGUUGUUCUUCCAUUCUUCUCGCCGAUCGUCGUUUGAUGGGUUCUAUCUCGCACGCGAUCGGUCCCAAACUCGGUUUCCAUCACCAGGUAUCCCGCUCUUCCAAUGGACUCUUCAGUUUCAAUGGUGAUAAUUUUUUGAGUCUCAGUUCGAGGAAGCAUUUUGGAAGAAUCUUGGCCUCUGUUGAUGUUAAGGAUGGACGUAAGAACACCGCGAUUGAUUUUACUGAUCCUGAUUGGAAAUUGAAGUACCAGGCGGAUUUUGAAAAACGCUUUAAUCUCCCCCACAUUACUGACGUUUUUGGAGAUGCUGUUCCUAUUCCUUCUACUUUUUGCCUGAAGAUGAGGACGCCGGUUUCGGACGUUUUUGCUGGAGGCUAUCCGUCGGAUGAAGAGUGGCAUGGAUACAUAAAUAAAAAUGACCGCGUACUUCUCAAGGUCAUAAAUUACUCAUCACCUAGGUCUGCCGGUGCUGAGUGCAUUGAUCCCGAUUGUACUUGGGUAGAACAAUGGGUUCAUCGUGCUGGGCCUCGAGAGAAAAUAUACUUCAAACCAGAAGAAGUGAAAGCAGCAAUUGUGACUUGUGGAGGUCUCUGUCCUGGUCUUAAUGAUGUUAUCAGACAGAUUGUAAUCACACUUGAAAUUUAUGGUGUAAAGAAGAUAGUUGGGAUUCCCUUUGGAUAUCGUGGAUUCUCUGACAAAGAACUGACCGAAAUGCCGCUUUCCAGAAAGGUGGUUCAGAACAUUCAUCUUUCUGGUGGAAGUUUGUUAGGAGUUUCACGGGGAGGUCCUGGCAUUGACGAAAUUGUUGACAGCUUGCAGGAAAGGGGGAUUGAUAUGCUUUUUGUUUUGGGUGGAAAUGGCACACAUGCUGGGGCUAAUGCAAUACACAAUGAGUGUCGGAAAAGACGGUUAAAGGUGGCUGUGGUUGGUGUUCCAAAAACUAUAGACAAUGACAUCUUAUUGAUGGAUAAAACUUUUGGUUUUGAUACUGCUGUUGAAGAAGCACAAAGAGCAAUAAACUCUGCCUACAUUGAGGCACACAGUGCUUAUCAUGGAGUUGGCAUUGUAAAAUUGAUGGGUCGCAGCAGUGGAUUUAUAGCAAUGCAUGCAGCACUUGCUAGUGGGCAGAUUGAUGUAUGCUUGGUUCCUGAGGUUCCUUUCCAACUACAUGGUCCCCAUGGUGUUCUACGCCAUUUAAAAUAUCUGAUAGAUACAAAGGGGUCUGCUGUGGUCUGUGUGGCUGAGGGAGCUGGGCAGAAUUUGCUGCAAAAGACUAAUGCCACCGAUGCAUCUGGGAACAUUGUACUGGGUGAUAUUGGCGUAUACAUUCAACAAGAGAUGAAGAAAUACUUCAAGGAGAUUAGUGUUCCAGUUGAUGUGAAGUAUAUUGAUCCGACGUAUAUGAUACGUGCAUGUCGUGCAAAUGCGUCUGAUGGGAUUUUGUGCACAGUACUGGGGCAGAAUGCAGUCCAUGGCGCAUUUGCAGGAUACAGCGGUAUCACAGUAGGAAUCUGCAACACACAUUACGUAUAUCUUCCCAUUCCCGAAGUGAUUUCAUAUCCCAGAUUAUUGGACCCAAACAGCCGAAUGUGGCAUCGAUGUCUAACUUCAACAGGUCAACCUGAUUUUAUCUAAUCAUAUUCCGUUAAUUUAUGCAAGAGAAACGAGGGAGCGGGGAGCUAGCUUCAGUUUCUUUGUUUUUGUUAAGUUAGGCCAAUGGCUUUAGUAGAAUAAAUAAUGAUGAGAGGAAUUGUCAAGUGUAUAGCAUUAGUACUUGAGAAGAUUCAUUGAUAAUAAAGAGAACAUAAGCGGAGAAAGAAACCAAGUUCUUGCACAGCUUUGUUGCAUAAUAUUUAUUCAUUUGUAUCUCAGAAACAUUGGUAAUUUCAUUAUUCUUGAAGAAAUUCAAAUCAUGAAGAGGACUGAUAUAUUUAUUUAAUACAAAAACAUUCUCUGGUAAAGGGAAUCUUUUCCCUC